Molecule: messenger RNA, 4129 nt
Organism: Electrophorus electricus (electric eel)
Lineage: Eukaryota; Metazoa; Chordata; Actinopteri; Gymnotiformes; Gymnotidae
Gene: chst13
Product: carbohydrate sulfotransferase 11
Biological process (GO): proteoglycan biosynthetic process; carbohydrate biosynthetic process
Cellular component (GO): membrane
Molecular function (GO): sulfotransferase activity
Source: RefSeq, a predicted model, not a curated record
CGCGAGGGUCCUCGCGGUUGACCUGCGCUGCGGGUGGGUGUGACGUCAUGGUCUAAACUUUGAUUGCACGCCCUCCAUGUUUGGAGCGACAGCGCCCAGGCAGGACGGACUCACAGCGCGCGACGGACGGCACUACCACGUAAAGACAUAAAACGUCACCCACUGGAGGAUUGCGACUAUGCCGCGCGUGUAACGGGAGGCCAGUAACUCGUCUCUUCCACCAGGGCUUUGGUGGUUUAACCUGAUGUGACGACGUUAGUUAGUUUACUAAUGGAAAGUGCAGCUUUCUCUCCUCCGGGACGGAGGCUUUUAAAAGUCAUGCGUGCAGAUUCUGCUUUUGCAACGAAGCGCGCAAGUAUCCUCGCGUGAGCCGGGCGGUACUCGGCUCCGUCCGCACGAACCCAGAAUGAUGAAGCCCAAAGUUGGUCGGAUGUUUCUGGCCACAUGCGUCGGAUCCUUCUUCAUCCUUAUCUUAUAUUUCCAAAACAACUCAAGAUCAGGUACGAUGCAGCUCUCAGCAAGGACCAGACUGCCAAGCAAGACCAGGAGAAGUCCUCUUCAGACGCUCUAUGAUGGGGAUCAGACGGAUCAGGCUGCAGUGCAGGCCACUCUGCAGGGGAGGCGUGAGCUGCUGGAGGCAGCCUGCCGCUCGCACACGCGCAAGCGUCGCGUCCUCACCCCCGAGGACCUGCGCCACCUGGUGGUGGAUGACGAGCACAGCCUGCUCUACUGCUACGUGCCCAAGGUGGCCUGCACCAACUGGAAGCGAGUGAUGAUGGUCCUGACGGGUGACGGGCGCUACCACGAUCCAAUGGCCAUCCCCGCUAACGAAGCGCACGUGGCGGGCCGUCUGCGCUCGCUGGCCGACUAUCCUCCGCCCGAGAUCAACCGCCGUCUGCGUUCCUACCUGAAGUUCAUCUUUGUGCGUGAGCCCUUCGAGAGGCUGGUGUCAGCGUACCGUAACAAGUUCACGCGCAGCUACAAUACGGCCUUCCACAAGCGCUACGGGACCAGGAUCAUCCGGCGGCACCGGGCUGACCCGCAGCCCGAAGCUCUGGAGCGGGGCAACGACGUCGCCUUCGAGGAGUUCGUCUACUACCUGGUGGACCCGCGCACACAGAGGGAGGAGCCUUUCAACGAGCACUGGGAGCGGGUGCACUCACUCUGCCACCCCUGCCUCAUCCACUACGACGUGGUGGGCAAGUACGAGACCCUGGCCCAGGACGCACAUUAUGUCCUGAAGCUGGCCAGCGCCGACCGAGAGGUACAGUUCCCCGCCAUCUCCAAGAGCACGAGGACCACAGGUGACAUGACUGCCAAGUUCUUUAAUAACAUCAGCCCUUUCUACCAGAGGAAGCUCUACAAUCUUUAUCGAAUGGACUUCCUGCUCUUUAACUACUCAGUGCCAGCGUACUUAAAGCUGAGAUGAGGGGCUUCCGCGUGGCCACUCGCUCCUCUGUCUCAGUCCAACCCGAGGGGGCUUCUGCGCUGCUGGCUCGAGCCCUCUGGAAGUCUCGGUCCGGGAGCUGGCGAGCAGAGGUUGAAGUUCUGCUCGUGAGAGAGAAUGUCACAGAGAAAGCCACGCCCCCCCACAGGUGAAACCGCUGACAACCGGUUACUACUGCCAAGGCUCUACUGCUCCCGAGCCUUCCCAUAAUGCAUCUGUGUUAAGUGCCAACUCCCAGAUAUGUGCCUUUGUACUCUGAACAUUGUCUAAGUGAAGCAGGAUUCUUCAUUAGCUGGCAAAUGCAGAGUUUUCAUAUGCCCUCAUUUAUAUGCGUCCCACGUUUUAUAUUUAUGGUUUUGCUCAAAUAUUUAUUGUAAACGAUGUACGUUGCUCUCAAACUGAGUUCAGCAAAGUUUUACUCAGUGCUGUGAAUCUUUAUUUCAUAAAAACAAAAUGUGACUAGUUUUUCACACUUGUACUGGUACAGAUCUCCCUCUGGAGUCUGAAAUGAGCUCACGACUAGAGAGGAUUCAGAUGAGCUGUGGUACAGGACGGUACAGGACAGGUACAGGACGGUACAGGGCGUGCUCCUGAGCCGUCCCUCGGUACACGCUGGCCUUCUGACUGCCUCUUUAUUAAGCAGUCAGCUAUGUAACCAGUGCAUAACUGUGGUUAGGGCCCAGGAGGCGCCCAUCACUGGCCUCCUUGUUAAGCUAGGAAACUAGGCUGAAGAGCAACCCAGGUACCCGUCACUACAGGCCAGAAGAAACAGCUACCGAACACAGAAGGAUCAGGCUCAUGAGCUCUCAAACAGACUACCUUCAAAACAGGAUCGAUUUUGAUUAUUCAGUCACAAAAGAGAAAUAUUACAAAGUAACUGGAUAACAUCUGUGAGAUCAGUCAGCUUCUGAAUGAUAGACUCCACUGGAUUUACAGAUUGUACUUUAUAUUCAUGAUUGCCUAAACUUCUGGAAAUUAAUUUUGAUGUUGAAAUGUGUCUGAAACGCCAAACACUUAGCCAGUAUUACAGUGAAACCUGGGCAAAUUCCUGGUAAUAUGCCUCAUCACACUGGGUACGCGUACAGUAUCUUUUCCAUGUACAUUUGACCUUUCACCUCUCUUUCUCUUAUGUGCUUUUGGGAACAUAAAUGGCUCUGCCAGCACAACUCUGAGGUCUAUGGCUAAGGUAGUUUGUCUUUCCGGAUGUCCACAUGCAAUCUUCCUCUACCCACUGAAAAGAAAAGCCACUUAACCUCCACAUGACAAAUAAUUUACAUUAGUUAAUUGGUUUGGACCAUUUCAAAUGCCAGCGGAUGGUCAGCCCUGCGACAGAGUCUGCAACAACACAUGCCAUUUUUAAAAGAACUUGCAUAUUUUGCACACAAGCUGAGAACCUACUUCGGUACUGUUAAACUGUGAAGGCCACUGUGUUCUGGGCAGAACGACCCGUCCUCUGGUUUUGAUUCGUGGCUGAUUUUAAAGUGAGAGAGCAAGCUUCUGGUUUGUGGUCUGUGCUCGUCUUUAUUAAGGGACAGGGGAAACAUGCCAGGCUACAUGAUCAGUGUGAUCUCUGUUUGUGAAAUAAUGUAUCAUGUACAGAAAUAAAUUAAACAUUGAAAUGACUGAAACCUUGUUAAAAUGCAGCAAGUGAACUGUAUAAAACACGAUGGGGUUUUCCCACUCAAGUUAGAGUUUUAAAUAAAAGUGUCAUAUCUAAGGUUUGAGAAUGGAACGUUCCAGUUAAGAACACAUUCUUAUUACAUUAAAAAGAUUUGUACCUGGAUGGUGGCUUCAUGGUUCCAGCAUUAAAGACAACACUUUCCAAAACCAGUGAGACAAACUCACUCAAAGGCAUGUCAAUAACAAAAAUAUUCAGCAAAUCACCUGAAUGUUUGUCUUCAUUAUUGUUGACCUUUUUAGCAGGAAACUCCAAAUCUCUUCCUUGAACACGUCUCCUUACUGUAAUUCAAACCAACAGCCGAGAGAUUCGUCACAGCUGAGUCUUUUAAUCUGGUCAUGCUGGAGUGUGGAAGCACCCAUUCAGUCACAGACCCAAAACACUCCGAAGAGAAAGAGAUGACUGAACACAGCUUGCCGCAAACAUGUGGAAAACCUUUCCAUCCUCUGAAGUUCUUCCAGCUUUAAGCACAUUCAAGCCCAUUUAACAUCUGGGAUGACAACUGGAUACAGCUCAUCUUGGAUGACCGAGAAGCCCUGGAUUAUGUAGCCUUUUAGAUGAAGGUGUGUGUAAAGGUGUGUGUAAUUUGUGCACGUAAAUGUGUGUAAAGGUGUUUUUCCAUCACUUCCCUGAAGAAGAAGCCACAGGAGAACAUAUCCAUAGGUCAGUUAUGACAGUGUGAGUUUAAUAGAGACCUUUUAGUCCACUGUCUAUAACUUCCAGGACCUCAAUUCUUGUUCGAUCUCUUGUCCUGGUAAUCACGGGUUCAGUGGUGCCUAUCUUUCCUGACCCGGACCCGUUUAUUUGACCUCCAGGCUACCACAGGAUCAAGAGUCAGUUGGGGUUAAGUGCUUGUGGGUGCACUGAGGUGCCUACUAUGAGAAAAAACCCAGUCCCUGGGGGUGAGUGGUGGCACGUUAGUAUUCACUGUCAACUUGUGUAAAAGGAGCAUGUCAUGUGUAAUAAUGGGUUCUUAGAUGCCUGUGUGUGUGUGUGGGGGGGGA